Notothenia coriiceps (black rockcod) is the source of this 455-nucleotide messenger RNA. Its product is annotated as dixin-A-like. The transcript has 5 exons. NCBI's taxonomy places the organism in Eukaryota, Metazoa, Chordata, Actinopteri, Perciformes, Nototheniidae. The record is from RefSeq and is a predicted model, not a curated record. The annotation marks the transcript as partial.
GACACACAUGCAGGGGGGAACCUAGGCUUCUCUGAAGUAUUAUGGACAGUUGAGUCCACUCGUUGCCCAUUAUGGGGGGGAAGCCGUUUAAAUGCCUCAGUCCUCUGUCCUCUCCCAGAGCUCCGGCCCGCAGCCUCUCAGACAGUCAGCAGGACGACGGCCCGCAGCAGGAGAGCAGCGAUGAUUCCUCUCAUGUUGUAACGGAGACGGCGUUGGAGGAUUCCCUUUGUGAAACUCUGGAGAAGGAGGUGCAGGAGACACGGAAAAUGGUCUCUGCUCUACAGGCCCUGCUGCUGCAUGGCUCGCUGCCUGAGGACGAGCAGGAUGUGUCCUUCAGUUUGGACCAAGGCAAUGCUGAGCAGCAACUGGUAGCCCUGCUGCUGCAUGGCUCGCUGCCUGAGGACGAGCAGGAUGUGUCCUUCAGUUUGGACCAAGGCAAUGCUGAGCAGCAACUG